Messenger RNA from Exaiptasia diaphana, 725 nucleotides. RefSeq names its product costars family protein v1g158749. Gene Ontology annotation, biological process: regulation of actin filament-based process. The transcript has 3 exons. The coding region runs from base 104 to 352 and encodes 82 amino acids. NCBI's taxonomy places the organism in Eukaryota, Metazoa, Cnidaria, Anthozoa, Actiniaria, Aiptasiidae. The record is from RefSeq and is a predicted model, not a curated record.
ACAAAUUAGCAUCGCGGGCUUACUAUAUCAGCGGAAAUUCCGAAGGGUCUUCAAAGGCAGCUUCAUCUUCCACAAGUUCCAAGAUCAGUUAAAGCUUUUAACCAUGAAUGUUCAACAUGAAAUUGAACUUUUGGUGGGAGAGUUAAAGAGGCUUGGCGCACCAAAUGCUGAAGGAAACAUUGUUGUCAAGUUUGGAGUAUUAUUCAAUGAUGAUCGUUGUGCUAAUAUAUUUGAAGCUCUUGUUGGUACUUUAAAAGCAGCCAAAAAGAAGAAGAUAAUAAAAUAUGAUGGAGAGUUACUGCUGCAAGGAGUACAUGACAACGUAGACAUCAUUUUACUCAAGGAAGACUAAACAAUUUUAUCUUAUAUAGAUAAAAUAUGUAGAUAACAAUUUCAUUAAAAGAUAUGAGAUAAUUUUUAGAAAAUACUGGAAUCCCCUUAAAAUGAAAUAAAUAAAAUUACUUUUGAGAUAAUAUUCAUAGAUCAUUAGUUAGUUGCAAGCCUUAUUUUAAUAGUUUACCUUGAGUAUCACUGGUAGAAUGACUCAAUCUGAACAUGGCUGACUUAGAGUGAAGUCAAAACCAUUGAAAUAGUUGUCAUGCAAAUACACCUUAUAUUAGUACACUUUAAUUACAGUUUUCUUUAACGUCAAUUUGACUACAACAAUUUAAGAGUUAAAUUUUGUUUCACAGGUUUAUUGACUUCAUUAUAUUAUCUUUCUCUUG